Xiphias gladius (swordfish) is the source of this 2231-nucleotide messenger RNA. Its product is annotated as D-amino-acid oxidase-like. The transcript is spliced from 11 exons. Lineage: Eukaryota; Metazoa; Chordata; Actinopteri; Istiophoriformes; Xiphiidae. Gene Ontology annotation, molecular function: FAD binding; D-amino-acid oxidase activity. The record is from RefSeq and is a predicted model, not a curated record. Bases 98 to 1138 code for a protein of 346 amino acids.
CCGAUCUCGGUCGAAAAAAACAAAACACAUCCAGUUUUGGGGUGGAUCAUUUGUUCUAUGUGUGCGUCUGAUAUGCCUCAUCGUGCAGCAGUUACACAUGCGGGUGGCAGUGAUUGGAGCUGGAGUCAUUGGUCUGUCAACAGCUCAGAGCAUCUACGAGGAGUAUCACUCUAUUGUCAAUCCGCUGUCCAUCGAGGUGUAUGCAGACCAUUUCACUCCGCUGACCACUAGUGAUGGAGCUGCUGGCUUCUGGCAGCCCUACCUGUAUGAUAAGGGAAACGUCCAGGAGACAAAAUGGAAUAAAGAGACUUUUGACUACUUGCUGAGCCACCUCAGUUCACCAGAGUCCAUAAAAAUGGGUAUUUUCCUUCAGUCUGGCUACAACCUCUGCACUGAACCAGUCCCAGAUCCCUCAUUUAAAGAUAUUGUCCUGGGCUUCAGACAGCUCACAGAACGCGAGCUGCAGAUGUUUCCUGGAUACAGUUAUGGGUGGUUCAACACUGCUCUCAUGGUGGAAGGUAAAACAUACUUGCCUUGGCUGAUGGACUGGUUGCAUAAAAGGGGGGUGAAAUUUUACCACAGGAAAAUAGAGUCCUUCAAGGAGCUGGCAAAAACUGGGGCAGACGUGAUCAUAAACUGUACUGGAAUAAGAUCAGGAGAGCUCCAGCCAGACCCGGACCUGAAACCAGGCCGCGGUCAGAUAGUGAAGGUGGAUGCGCCAUGGUUGAAGCAUUGGAUUAUUACCCACAACUUCACGACAGGAGUCUACAACUCACCAUACAUCAUUCCAGGGAGUCAUCUUGUGACAGUUGGCGGGAUUUUCCAGUUAGGAAACUGGAGUGAACAGAACAACUCCAACGACCAUAAGAAAAUCUGGGAAGACGCCUGCCAGCUCGAGCCCAGUCUCAAGCAUGCCAGGGUAGUGGAGGACUGGGCUGGCCUAAGACCUGUUCGCAGUAAAGUCAGGCUGGAGAAGGAGACCACACAGUCUGGUGGAUUUACAGUAGAGGUGAUACACAACUAUGGCCAUGGAGGUUUCGGACUCACCAUUCACCGUGGCUGUGCCAAGGAGGCAGCGAGGCUCUUCGGUGAGAUUAUAGGACCGAAGACUGGCCAAGGUUCAAAAGCUCGCUUGUAAAUUUGUGUCAUGGAGUAAUGUUUGGUGCACUCUUUUUUUUUUUUAAAUUUCAACCUCAGUGCCUUGUACCCAGAGGUGAACAAACUACUCUUGUCUAUACCGACACUGAAAGCAAACAGAUACUCAGUAUCAUGUAUCUUUGGGGUAAUUACAUUACUUUAAAACAAUGUAAUGUACAUGUAACAUGAAAGAGGCGACACUAAUAAGUCCAGUAUUGAUUAAGAGAUGGUUAAUUCACAGGUAAUAAAAUGGUUCUUAAAUCCAUAGCAGGUUUGGGUCAUUUAAAAAAGUAUAUAAUGUGUACAUAUCUUUGAAAAUGUCCCCAAUAAAUCUAGAAAAAGUAGUUGAACCUACUGAUGAUUAUAAGGGAUAAAAUCACCAUUUUAAACUUUUAAAAUAAUAAAUAACAACAUGAAUCCACUGCUCUUCUUGAAAGAUUAUUUACUAUAGUAUCAUACACAUUUACAUCCAGUGCAUUGCCAAGAAUCUGUGCAAACAGACACUUAAUGCAGCACUAUAUCUCAAACACGGGCAGGUAAGACUCAGCUUGGUGGACCUGUGCUAGUUAAUCUUUUAUUUUAUUUAUUUAUUUUUUUAAAUAAACUUUGUUCAGUGUGUUACUUGUAGAAAUAGACUGGGCAAAGUCUGUCUCCACAUCACCUUUGUUACAAACAAAAAGCAAAGACAACAACUAAACCUGGUAUUGAUACCUUAUUUACAGAAAGACAGAAAGUAACAUCCUGCUCAAUGGUUGUAUGUGCACGUGUAGGUCUACGCGUGCACAGUCUCAACGUCUGGUGAAGUAGAGCUAGAGAUGUAGCAUGGUUUAUAGAUUAUAACACCUUAUACUCAGGUUAAUGUCUUUUUUUUUAAAAUCACGUAAUUUUCAUAACUAGGGCGGAGUCAGGUUCGGGUGAUGAAAAUAUUCAGAUUUAAAUUCCCUAAUACUUCAGUGUUAACUUACAUAAUGUCCUCAAAUGCAGUCCAGGAUCUGUGUGCUGGAUGUAUAUGUACAUGUAAACUGUGUGAUAUAACUGAUGUUAUUACGCUCUGAUGAAGACUUCGGCAGAUUUGUCUGCUUGUUGUAAAUAAA